Molecule: messenger RNA, 6094 nt
Organism: Oncorhynchus tshawytscha (Chinook salmon)
Lineage: Eukaryota; Metazoa; Chordata; Actinopteri; Salmoniformes; Salmonidae
Exons: 8
Coding region: 365-5401 (1678 amino acids)
Biological process (GO): negative regulation of DNA-templated transcription
Source: RefSeq, a predicted model, not a curated record
CCCACAUCCUGGUACUUUUCACCGUUGUCAAGGCAGCGAUAGAGAGAAAGGCUGGCUCGCGGAAAGUAUCUGCAGUGUCCUGACAGUAUAUCUGUCCAAACGUUAACAAACUGUCCCGGAAAGUUAGGUGUAACUACCAGGACUUUACCAUCUGGCGUCUGUUAAUGUCCAGAUGUGGCAGGUGACCACCCGAGAUGGGAGAUGGACAUAACAAGACCUAUAGGAUGCUACUCAAUAGCUAAAGGCUGACGAUAUCCAGAUCUGGAGGACAUCGGACGAUAAAUAGUAGGAUGAGUGAGGAUUCCGUUGCCAGCACAGUUUGGUGAAGAGUAGGAACGGUGUACCAAGCAGCAACACGACCAUCAUGCCAACCACCCAGGGAACCGGAGGGGCUGGCAGCCCACGGGUUCAGCGUUACCGUCCGGCCUCGGAGUUUGACAACGCCACCCUCGCCCAGAAGAGAGAGUACUGGAGGACUAAGAAACGAGAGCAGAGGGCUAAGUUGUCAGAGGUCAAGAAGGAGAGGUCAAAAGCAACAAACAGAGGAAGUAAAUCCUUGGACAGUAAUGCAGUCCAUAAAACCAUAACCUCAAUGGGGUUGAAUUCUGGUGCCUCUUGUUCAAUAGCAGGGUCUGCCCCCCCUUUGUUGAAUAGUGAUGGUUCCUACCAAACUUAUGUCGGCGGUGCACCUGUAGUCUUAUUGAAGGGAAAGGGCUCUGCUGUCUCCUAUAAUCAGAACCAUAGUGUCGAGGAAGGGGGCCAAAACUAUUCCUCAGCAAACCAAAAGGAGAGUUGGUUCCAGAGGAUAAAACUCAACAAAGUCUUGCCUCAGUUCCCAAUGUCCAGUGCAGGCCCAGGAAAAGGUGCAAUGGUCUGCAAGAUGGCAGUGAACAGUUAUCCAACAGGGGGCGCUGUGAUUGGACCAGUUACCUCAGCCAAACCCAAUGGAGUGCUUCUCAACAGUGGCUCCUUUGUGCCUCCGGUAAGAGUGGCGGUGAGAGCCUCAGGCUCUGCACCUCGCCAACCACAGAGCGGAAUGACUAUUCUCAAUGGCAGCUCUCCUGUAGUGUCAUCUGAGCAGCAUCUGAACACCCAGAGUGUAUCAAGGCCCGAUGCAAUGACAAAGACGCAAGUUACAGUGUCUGUUCAGCCUAGAUCGCUAACCACUAACAUUACCACAGGGAUGGCCAUCGUGACCACUCAAUCUGCCCCUAUGCUCGCUCACAAACCAGGGGUUAGGCCUAGAGGGAUGAAAGUAACACCGCUAGGCGGGAAAAAGAGUGCAGUGGUCGCGGCCCAAGAAGUUAGAAGCAUCAACGACACAUCAGCUACACUGGAGACUGAGGAGGAGCGAGCCGCCAAGCGCAGAGAGAAUUGGCGCAUCAAGAAAAGAGAACAGCGAGCGAAGCAAGCCGCUAGGUUAAGCAAGGCCAGCAAAAGAAUCACUAACAUGGAGGUAUCGUUGCAGAAAGUAGAACUGUUACCAAACGUGGACGUUGAACGUCCCCAGUCCGCUUUGAGUGGACAGGGCCAGAGGCAGUGUGUUAGUAGGGUCAGUGCCCCGUUCAUCUCAGCCGGACGGCUGCUGAAGAACGCCAGAGCAGUGGCUAGCUUUGCUGUCAAAAGGGAGUCUGACGAUUCAAUCCUGGCUAAGCUAACCACAGUCGACGCUAAUGAACAGACCGUUCAGCUAAGAGCAGAGAAUCUGCAGGAGGCUAAAGCAACAAUGCAGACUGGUAUCAUCACAUCUAAUAUCAUUGGUUAUAAACCAGCAGGGGAACCAAGCAGAAGGCUCCCUGGUCCAGUGCAGUUUGCCAACGUUAACCGAGUUAUGGUCCGUUGUAGGACUCCGAGACAGAGGUUCAUUGAAACCCAAAGGAAUUUCCUGGGUCAGAGAAAGAUGAGGAAGUCCCCCUAUCAUGCCAAAGCCUUAACAACCUACAACGCACCACGAGAUGACUCAAAGGAGACCCCUGAGCAGAGGGCGGCCCAGAUGCGGGAAUACUGGCGCGUCAAGAAACGGGAGCAGCGAGCCAAGCUUUCUGGCGAAGUCCGAGCUAAGAUGAAGGAGAGGGAUGCUCUGAUGCAAAGAGUCAAGCGUUACCAGAGCAUCCUGGAGGAUAUGAGGAAGGACAGAGCAGCGGGCUGCAACACGCUGCCACAACCAACAGAAAAUAGGCCUACUCACACCAGCGCCUCAGAGAUCAUUGGAGGUUUCAUCAUGGAGGAUGGCACAGUGACCAAUAAUAUUCCUCAAAUUGAUCUCACUACAGAAGCAAAAGAGACUGGGGAUGAAAUUGGUAACAGUAGUGGGAUGCCUGUUAAUAAUUUAUUUACCAACACACACCGCCAACACCAACUGCUUCCCAAACCUACUGGUGAUGCCUUUAGUAAUGUGGUGUUAAGUCAUCAAACACAGGACAACCCACCACCUCCUCUAAUCCGUUCUGCUCAGUUUCAAGUCUCUUGUCCUCCCGUCGGCCUGUCGAUCAUGAAUCCUCCCAGGUUGGUUUCAAUCAGACCGAGGACUGAAUUUCGCAGCACACCGAAAAACCUCUUGAAUUUACACACAGUCUUCCAGCCCCAGAGUCAUAUCACCCUCACACACCCUCAAAACAUCCAAAACACCUUUCCUGGUGUGCCUACAGCAAUGCCAAAGCCGGCUAGCUGUGUCAUGCAGAUGGCUGUCAAAGCUUCUACAGCAUCAGCAGUGCUUAACUUGGACCCAAAGCUAACAGAGGAGGAAAGUAUGGCUAAGAAGAGGGAGUACUGGAGGGUAAAGAAACGAGAGCAGAGGGCGGCCCGCGCCAUCCGCCUAAGGCAAGGAGUUCAAGCUCGGGGAAAUGCUGCCUCACAGAAGAGGCGGAACCAAAGGUUAGCGCGAUUAGCCAAUCCCAAUGUCAACACCUCUGUCAGCCACACACACACUAUCAAGCCUCUCUCAAACACCAGUCUGCCCAUGCCUCCACAGGGAAACCAAAUAAAAAAAGAAAGAGAAUCAAUCUCAACACAUGCUCCAUGUCCUCCACUGGAACAACCCCUCUGUGUUGAUAUCAAACUGUCCCAGUCUCCACCACAUCCAGAGCCACCAGACCUAGCCUUGAGUGCUGACAGCCAGGCCACCACUCUCCUGGCAGUGGCCUCUAUGAAGAAGCUUCUGGAGGAAUCUCUCAGCACUGUGGCUGACUGUAAAACGGAACAGCCUGACUGUAUUACAGGACAGCUGCCUUGUAAAAGUGAACCCCAGGCUUGUUCCUCCGAGGAGAAUGCCGUCCAGAUUGAGGUCAAGCCAAAUCUACCUCUGCUCACCAUGGAAGACGAGGAGAAAGCCUCCAUAUCUGGUGACCUAUUGUUGGAGGUCAAAGGGUGGCAGGUGGAUGCUGACGCCCCGCCACCAUGUCAGAUUCGUCCACUGAGUCCUCAUCCUAAGGACUCUCCCCUAUCCAGUCCUUGUGCUAACACCCUCUCUUUCUCAGCUUCCCCUCUCAAUCGGUCCGAACCCCCCUCUCACACACCCACACAAUCUUGCUCCCACAAGGCAGCUUCCGGAGAACCACCCCUCCCUGUCCCUCGUAGAGCCCAGAGGUUGCGUGCCAAAAAAGCAGGCCACCACCACUGCUGCUCCCCAGAACCUCCGAAGCUACAUCACCAGCCACCACAACAACAACCACCUUGCCAACUUCAAAAUCAACACCAGCGUCAGCAACAUCAAAAACACCCCCAACAACAGCAGCAGCGCCAGCAACAUCACCACGCCCCGGCGGUGACAGACCAGAAUGUGACUCUGCAGAAGAAGAGGGAGUACUGGAGGAUGAUGAAGAGGCAGCAGAGAGCCAGGAAGGCUCGGCAGGGAGGAGGGGGGCUGAGGCAGGGGGACUACAGCAGACGACUAGCCCUCAAAGCAGCACAGGCUCCGAAUCUCCAUAUUGUCAAGACUCCGACACAGAGGCCAGUGCAGAGAGGCGGGAGCUUCAGUCUACAAGCCGCACCAUUGCUCAAACCCCAGCCCUCCCCCCUUCUCCAGCCUAUAUCUCCCCCUGACUCUGGACCUCAGGCAAGCCUCAGCAUGGUCACCAACAUCCCUACACUUCUGGUUGUGAGCCCCACCACCUCCAACAUGGGACAGCCAUCUGAUACACUACAGCUUAGACCUCCGGUCAACUGUACCAGUAUUUCCAAUUCAUCCAUUGGCCACACAGGGUCCCCCCAGACAUCUCACAGCUUCAGUACCGCAUUUCUCCCUGUAGGAGGCGGUGUCACUGUCCCUCCAUUGGGUGAGGGGAAGAAAGGCGGGCUGCUAUUGGUGGAGAGCCAACAGGAAGCGGCCCCGGGGUCCAGCCCUGACUCGCCACGUGUUAGAAAAUGGCGAUUGCAAGUGCAGGAAAUCUCAGACGCAGACGCCUCACCCAUCGCUACUCUCACACCUCCGCCCAACCCUCUGACUAGCAUCAAGCUCUUACCAAUUCAUCCUCCCAGUCAAACGUCCAUGUUCACACCAACACAGACUCCUUUCAAAUGUCAAGGUGCUCAGAUUCCUCAAAGUGGGAAUUUACAAAAUGUAGGAUUGCCUACAAUGCAGGGGCUCACCAGAAGCCCCAUCUACAUAAGCUCCAUGGGUCCGCCCAAGCCAGUGCCGGGGGAGUCUGAAGAGGAGACUCUGAGGAAGAAGAGGGAGUACUGGAGAGUGAAGAAGAAGGAACAGAGAGCUAGGAAGGCCAUGAGGGACAGGGAGCUGACUGAGAAGAGGGCUUCGGUCAACUGGAGGCCCAUCCUCCCCAGCAGUCAGCCUCAACACCUGCUGCAGGGGCUGGAUACACAGUUAAUUUCCAUUAGGGCUGACCGUCAUUUUUCUCAACCAAAGGAACAGGAUCCUGAGCAGUGGGUCAACACCUCGGAGGACUCUGAACUACAUCUAAGUACUUCCACAGAGACAGACAUGGGCUUCUUUCCUGACCAAAGCCAUACGGAACCUAUAGAAGAGGAAUCAGAGCUCCUUUUCCCAGACGGUGAUCAUAACGACAACUACAACGGCCCCAUCUCAGAUGCUGUAUGGAGGAACUGCUACCUCAUGGACUACGACCCCCUGAACCAGCUGCUGGUGUGCAUGGUGUGCGGGGAGCUCCAGUACUCCCACAGCCUGGAGGGGGUGAGGGCCCACAUUGAGGAGGCCCACCCGGACACCCUGAGCCUGGUGCCCCCGGAGCGCCGGCACAUCCUGGAGGCCUGGGACGAGCAGGUGUCCAGGAGAGAACUUUUCUUCACCAGCCAGCUGCAGCAGCACAGUGGUGGGAUGGGAGGGGACAGUGCCAACCUCCCAGCAGAAGUAGAAGUAAUGGUUGAUACAGAGGACUCGUCAUACCUGAAGAACAGCAAGAGCUCCAAAACCACCAACAGACUCUGAGAGCUAAGAAGAAGCACAAAUCACUAAAUGCCAGACAGCGUAAAAACAACAUUGUUCAGAAGUAGAGGAGGAAAAGAAAAACGUUACUGCUGGUUUCUUUUAAUGUCUGUUUAUUUAUUUUUAGAGCAGUUCACCUCUACAAAAGUUAAACUAAACUUGAACUGCAUACAUAGGUGACAUUGAACCACAAGAGACGAGCUUUACCUCAUUAACUUUGGGAUACACACACACUCGCUGUUUUUGAAAGCGCAGUUUUGUAGCGAUUGUCAUUCUCUACUACUACACCAAGUCUCCUAUGAUGAAGCAAACAGUUAAUAUUCAUGUCGUCACUGGGUUCAAUAAUGUCAUUGUGCUUUUUGAAACACACUUAAGCAGACAGGUGGGCUCUCCUAGUCAACUGAAUGGGUUAACAUCCCUGUUUUAAUGCAUCCAUGACGAACAGGUCAGUUAUGUUCUUCAAUCUGAUUGAAUGACAUGUCCUUGGUCUAACUCAAUGUAUCAGAUAUGAUAUGAUGCAGGUUAAGGGCAAAUCGCAGCCGUGUAAAUUUGACUUGAGACCAUUUGAAAUUGUCUACGGGUGAUUAGCUGUUUGAUAUUCGUCUGUACAUACAGUACCAGUCAAAGGUUUGGACACACCUACUCAUUCCAGGGUUUUUCUUUGUUUGUACUAUUUUCUACAUUGUAUAAUAAUAG